UGCUCAGUCCGUCACAGUACAUGGUGCAAAGAUGAGCAAAGCUGCAGGCUGCCGGGGCUUUCUGCACCAUGUCUUCGACUACGAAACCGCCAAAACUCUUGUUAUUCCUCACUUUGGUGUGGGAAUCGUCUUCAGGUUCACUCAGCUCCUGGUGGUGCUGUAUGUGGUGGGGUAUGUGUGUGUGGUGCAGAAGGGAUACCAGGAGACGGACUCUGUCAUCAGCACCGUCACCACCAAAGUAAAGGGCUUUGCCUACACCAACACAUCUGAUAUGGACCCACGCAUGUGGGACGUUGCAGAUUAUGUAAUCCCGCCUCAGGGUGAUAGCUCGUUUUUCAUCUUGACCAACUUGGUUGUGACCCCUGAACAAACUCAGUCCCACUGUCCCGAGCUUCCAAACCCAUCAACUGUAUGCAAAGACGACUGCGAUUGCAUUGAAGGUUACAAUGAUCCCCGCAGAAACGGCAUCCGGACGGGACUGUGUGAGAACUUUUCCACCACUGUCAAGACGUGUGAAGUGUUCUCAUGGUGUCCACUUGAAGUGGACACAAGGCUGCCGAAAAAGGCACUGCUGGCUGCGGCAGAGAACUUCACAGUGCUGAUAAAAAACAGCAUCACAUACCCUAAGUUCAACUUUCACGGAAGAAACAUCCUGCCUCAUGUUAACUCCUCGUAUCUGGCACACUGUGAGUUCAACCGUUUAACCGACCCUGAUUGCCCCAUAUUCCGCCUCAAACGCAUCAUUUCCGAGGCGGAAGCAGACUUUCAAGAGAUGGCAGUGAAGGUAAGUAAGGAAUCUCAAUGGAAAACCACACAGAUUUUGCUAACAUGUUCUUGCGUUGUUUGCUUAAAGGGUGGCAUCCUGGGAAUUCUUAUCGACUGGAGCUGCGACCUCGACUGGUGGGCCGGCAAGUGUCUUCCCAAAUACAGCUUCCACCGGCUGGACAACCAAAACCAGGGUAACGAUGUGGCCCCAGGUUACAACUUCAGAUUUGCAAAGUUCUACAAAAGAGCAGACGGGGUGGAGGAAAGAACGUUAAUCAAGGCAUAUGGAAUCCGCUUCGAGGUCAUUGUGUUCGGCACGGCAGGGAAGUUUGGAAUUGUUCCAGCGAUAGUGAAUCUGGGUGCAGCUUUAUCAUUUCUAAGUUUGGUGCCCAUUGUUGCAGACUGGGUUAUGUUAACAUGCAUGAGAAAGAGGGAUCUCUACACCAAACAGAAAGUAACAUAUCUGGUUGAAAGUCCUGACAGUGAACCUGUUUCAAUGGGGACCACCUAUGGCACCCAAUGAUUCACUCAAGCAGCACCGAAAGUUUCUUUGUGCACCAAAAUGGGAUGUGCUCUAAAAAUGCUAUUCAGAUCAUUUACUAAAGCGGUUUCUGUGUGUAAAUUUAAAGCAAAAGCUCCUUUGUGCUGCUGUGUCAGUUAACUCCUGAGAAAAGUUGUUGUUUUACUGUCAGUAAAUCCCAAAAGUUAUUCAUCAGCCUAGAUAGUGGAUGUGCUCUGGGCAGAAAGGUUAACCCUACUGUACAUUACCUUCAAUGUGGGAUUCACUAAAGAAACAUUGAUAGAAGUCUGUGUUAAAAGCAAACAUUCGGUCUUUAAGAAAUCAAUAAAAUAAAGAAUUUUUUUUCUCAAUUUUAGUGAUACAAUGACAGUUCCUUUUCCAUUUCCAUUUUUGAUUACGCCUUUGCAAGACGAGACCUUUUGAAUCCAAAGUGAGAUUUUAUUACCUCAACCACUUUCAGUUUCUGUCUGGCUCAGGAAGAAACUGCUACGUUGAAUUAAUCAGACUAUAAAUCAAGGAACAAGGAUCAUUUUACUAUUGUUGCUCCAGUGAAUACAAAGACAUCAACAGGUCAACAUUUAAGUUAGUAGUUUGCAAGCAUGUUCAGGUCUAAAAACAUAUUCAUUUGGCAGUCACCAAUUCUGCAUGUUGACCCAUUACGUGCUGAUUGUAGACUGCUUCAUGUCUGUCUGGUUCGGGUCUACAAGCUUUCUCUGGUGUCUUUAGACAGCUCUUUGGUCAGAGUGGAGAGACUGCAGUCUCACUGUUUAAGGGUGUGGACAAGUGUCUUUUAUACAGAUAACCAGUUCAAAGAAGAUACAUAAAUACUGAUGGCCAGUUCUGGACAGAAGAGCUUCUUAAAGGAGUGGUAACAGGUCUGUGAGGAACCGAAUUCUUGCUUAUUUGUAGGAGUUAAUUUAUCAAUUCUUUCAUUAAAAUCCUACUAUGUGA
This is a messenger RNA of Oryzias latipes (Japanese medaka), 2236 nucleotides long. RefSeq names its product P2X purinoceptor 4a. The record is from RefSeq and is a predicted model, not a curated record. NCBI's taxonomy places the organism in Eukaryota, Metazoa, Chordata, Actinopteri, Beloniformes, Adrianichthyidae. Gene Ontology annotation, biological process: calcium ion transmembrane transport; response to ATP. Gene Ontology annotation, cellular component: plasma membrane. Gene Ontology annotation, molecular function: purinergic nucleotide receptor activity; extracellularly ATP-gated monoatomic cation channel activity; ATP binding.